Brassica oleracea var. oleracea is the source of this 882-nucleotide messenger RNA. RefSeq names its product ethylene-responsive transcription factor 3-like. The coding region runs from base 214 to 642 and encodes 142 amino acids. The record is from RefSeq and is a predicted model, not a curated record. NCBI's taxonomy places the organism in Eukaryota, Viridiplantae, Streptophyta, Magnoliopsida, Brassicales, Brassicaceae. The transcript has a single exon.
GUUAUCUCCUUCCAGAAAAGCAGUAAUGAAAUAGACAAGACAUCCAUAGCUGAAGCACGUAGCUGUACGACUUCCCCUUAGCAAUAGCAUAUCAUUUCCAACCACUUUCAGUUAGCCUGAAGACAAUAAUGUUAACAAAAAUGAAAAAGAUGUUGGAUUGAGAGUAGAGAUAAAGAAGACUUACACAGCAAGUAGAGAAGCAGGGCCUUUGAUAUGCCUUCGACAGCUAUAACUGCAGAAUCUCUGCCUGCGUAUCUCGAUUCAGAGACCAUGGGGUCGUACGCAGCAGAGAUUCGCGAUCCGUUUAUGGAUCAUCGGUUAUACGCCGGAGCUUCUUCCCGUCCGACGAGCAGCAGCAUGAGCAGCACCGUCGAAUCCUCCAGCGGACAGAGAAGCUCCGUCGCGAAACCGAUGUCUACGACGGCGAAGAGGUAUCCUAGAACGCCGCCUGUGGUUCCGGAGGAUUGUCACCGCGAUUGCGGUUCGUCUUCUUCGGUUAUCGAUGACGGAGACGACGACAUCGCGUCGUCUUCGCGCCGUCGGGAUCCUCCGCCGUUUAAAUUCAAUCUUAAUUUCCCACCGUUGGAUGAUAUUGGUUUAAUCAACGGUGUAGAUUAUAUACGCACCGAUCUACGUCUCUAAUCCACAGAUCAGUUAUUAUUGAUUAAUCGAAAACAAAAAUUAAUCUUUUUUUUUUUUAUUAAGUUUCUGUUUCGUUGAUCUCAUAAGCUUGUUAGGUGGUUUCUGUUUCUUGUCUGAUGAUGAUAUUGUAAGAGUAUUGAUAUAUGAUUAUAUAUUAUUACACAUCUUCAAGUCCAAAGUCCAUAAGAUGAAGAAAGAACCAUGAUCUGUGUGUGUUUGUAAGGAAAAACCAGAUCUGUU